GUGACAUGGUGAGCAGUUGCCAGUGGGAUAGAAUUCUGUGGACACUUGUAUUGUUUUAAAACAUCACAAUGAGCAAGGUUUGCUUGAUAGUAAUCGAUGGAUGGGGUGUGUCUGAUGCCGUGGAAGGCAAUGCCAUCCUCCAUGCUGAAACGCCGGUCAUGGAUAAGUUAUUUGAAGAGAAUGCUGUAACGUUGAACGCAUCAGGAUUUUCUGUGGGUUUACCAGAUGGUUUAAUGGGUAAUAGUGAAGUUGGACACAUGACUAUUGGUAUUGGAAGAAUUAUUUACCAGGACAUCGUACGUAUUAAUAAAUCCAUCACUGAGAAAACAAUAUUCAGUAAUAAAGCUUUAGUGGAUGCGUGUAAUCAAGCAAAGCAGGGAAAUGGUAGACUGCAUUUUCUAGGACUGGUGAGUGAUGGUGGUGUACAUUCCCAUAUUGAUCAUCUGUUUACACUUCUUGAUGCCGCUAAAGAACAAGGCGUACCUGAGUGCUUUGUACAAUAUUUUGCUGAUGGACGCGAUACUCGACCCUCAAGUGGAGUUACAUUUGUUGAACAAUUGUUAAACAAAAUGAAAUCAAUCAAUUAUGGCAAGCUUGCAACUGUGGUUGGCAGGUACUAUGCUAUGGAUCGUGACAAGCGUUAUGAGAGAAUUAAGAUCGCCUAUGAUGGUUUAUGUCAAGGAUUGGGAGAGAAAACUACACAAGAUCAAGUCAUUGAGGUGAUCAAAAAACGAUAUGAAGCCAAUGAAACUGAUGAAUUCCUGAAACCAAUAAUUGUCAGCGAGGAGGGUAGAGUCCGUGAUGGAGACACGAUGAUUUUCAUUGAUUUCCGUGCAGACAGAAUGAGGGAAAUAGUUGAAGCAUUUGGAAUACAAAGAAAUUUUGAUACAGAAGUUGCUCCAAAAGUGAAUGUCACAGUUAUGACCGAAUACAAAGGAGGUUGGCCGUUCCCUCAGUUGUUUCCUCCACAGGUGCCGACCAAUGUACUUGGUGAAUGGCUUGCACAUAAAAAAGUACCACAAUUCCAUUGUGCAGAAACUGAAAAAUAUGCCCAUGUGACAUUUUUCUUCAACGGUGGCAGAGAAGAUGCUUUUGAGCUUGAAGAUCGUUGUAUGGUGCCUUCACCAAAAGUACCAACAUAUGACACUUUACCUGAAAUGAGCUCAGCUGGUGUUGCAGACAAAAUGGUUGAAGCUAUCGGUAGUGGUAAAUAUCCAUUUGUUAUGUGUAACUUUGCACCUCCUGACAUGGUGGGCCAUACUGGACAGUACGAACCAGCUGUUAAGGCAUGCACAGCGACAGAUAUCGCUAUUGGACGAAUCUAUGAUGCUUGUGAGAAACAUGGUUAUGUAUUAUUAAUUACAUCAGACCAUGGUAAUGCUGAGAAAAUGUUUAGUGAAAAAGGUGGUCCACAUACCGCGCAUACAACAGCUAGAGUUCCAUUUAUCAUGACUGGUUCCCAUAAAUUCAUAAAACUGGACGACCCUGGCCUGGCAGAUGUUGCACCAACUGUACUUGACUUGAUGGGAUUGGAUAUUCCAGCUGAUAUGACUGGCAAAUCACUGCUCAAGAAAUAGAUCAUGUUGGAUAUUACCCAAUCAUCUCCCAAAUAUAGUACUGACCAAUGAGUGAGAUAGAAACAGAUCAUGUGGGUUUCACUAGCCAAUCAAAUAGUUUCAAUGUCAAUUUAUGCUAUAUAAUGAUGUUCAGGGAAUUUGAAUUAUCGGUACCCAAACAACAAAAUCUAUGUGUAUUAUUAUUGGAUUGUUUGGAUUUGUUUGCUGUGACUACUCAACUGUAAUAGAAAAUAGAUAUAAAGUCUGAAUUGAAAUAGAUGAUCAACAGUGAACCAUGUGAUUCACUAUUAGUCAUUAUUCUGUAAUAAAGCUGAUCAUUUUAAAAUUGCACUAACACAAGAAAUACCCGACUGAAAUUCAAAGCAGAGUACAAGUAGUUGAAUCUAAUAUGGAUAUGAUGUACAUAUAUAGUGAAUAAUUGACAUGUAUGGCAAUGAUAUUCUAAUUAAAGCGGGGGAGUCGUCACCUGUUUCGUCAUUGUUUACAAACAAGCGUCCACCCAUGAGUCUUUGCGUUUUUAAUGUGUGUUGUUAUCGUCACUUGGAACUCAAUUCCUGCACAUGCGCAGGUGAUGACACUCCCGAUUUAAACUAUUGACCAAUGUGGAAUUAUUGUAAUUUCAGUGUAAUGUGUACAUAGAGCGCUAUUGUCCCAGGUCAACUGUUUCUGCUUCAUAAUGCAAUGAAUCUGACAAUGAAUAAGACAUCUGUAUGGCAAAUAUGGCAGUCUCUUGGGAACCAUUUGUAAAAAGAUUGCUCUCAAUGGGGUGUGCCUAUGUUUCAAGUACAACAACUGUAAAAACCUAAUAGAAUUCUUACCAAACCAUUCAUCGUCUAUUAAGAUAUUGUCCCAUCAUUUAAUAUUGUCUUCGUAUUGUGUAUAACACUGUACAUUUUUAUUCAUUGAUUUCACUUAUUAUUUUUAUAAAGUUUUAACUUUAUAUGACAAUGUUAACUGAAAUAUGAUCUGUGCUAUUUAUACAAAAUCCAAUGAAGGGGAAGUACCUGUAAAAUAAUAUUCAUUUAUGAUAUCUGCUUAUUUAGUGGCUACACAGUCAUAACUGACCACUUUUUACCAACUUUGAGACUUGUAAUUACAUAUUCAAGUUCUAAUUGCAUAACUCUUGUUUUAACUUGUCAUGUAUUUCACACACCUUCUCCAGCAGAAUUAAAAUAAUAU
This is a messenger RNA of Saccoglossus kowalevskii, 2756 nucleotides long. Its product is annotated as 2,3-bisphosphoglycerate-independent phosphoglycerate mutase-like. Gene Ontology annotation, cellular component: cytoplasm. The record is from RefSeq and is a predicted model, not a curated record. Gene Ontology annotation, molecular function: manganese ion binding. Gene Ontology annotation, biological process: glucose catabolic process. NCBI's taxonomy places the organism in Eukaryota, Metazoa, Hemichordata, Enteropneusta, Harrimaniidae.